AGAAUCCGUACAGUAGGUACUAUUUUCCAUGGUUUGCUACUCACUGGUCCCGAUGUACCUUACGCGACCGAAAUUCUUUGUGUGAGAUCUUUCGUAUAGCGAUUAGCUAAGCUUAAUUCGAUAAGCCGUUAUAAAAGUAAUGUCUCACGACCCGCUACGCUCAGUUCAUUAUCUUUUUUCCUGGCAUUAAAGUCGAAUAGGAUAACGUUACGGUUUUGUUUUUUCCAGCGAAAAGCGAAAAUGAGAAAUUCCAGGCAGAUAUUGUGGUGUGUUUUAUGUGCAAUCAUUGUGACUAAUGCUGUCGCGCAACUUGAGGAAGAUAACCCAUGUAUUGGAAACGUUGGAGUUCUACGGGUUCCGGAUAUUGAAGAUUGCACUAGAUUUAUUCUCUGUGUUGGAGGUGAUCCAUUUCCACAGCAGUGUAGUCCAGGCUUGAUCUUCGAUGUAAUCACCGAUAGCUGCAACUUGGAGGAAAUCUCAGUGUGUAUCCAGGAAGUUUUGACCCCACCAACUCCCGGAAUUACUACAGCAGUCCCUGGGGAACCAACAACUCCAGUAGAUGUACCCAUUGCCCCUACUCCUGCACCGGAGGUGCCUACCGCACCAACACCGGGAACAACUGUGCCCACAGCACCAACACCUGCUCCAACUCCUGCACCACCCGCAACAACUGCUGCACCACCCGCCACAACUCCUGCACCACCCGCAACAACUCCUGCACCACCCGUAACAACUCCUGCUCCAGCACCAGUUACAACCGCACCACCACCCUCGGGAGGAGAACCCCACUGCCCGCCCGGAGAAUUGUUCUAUGCUCCCCAUCCAGACUGUACCCGCUUCUUCCGAUGCGUUUUCGGGACCCUCUUCGUGCUGAACUGUCCUCCAAAUCAACAUUGGAAUCAAGAACGGGAAUACUGUGACCACCCGUGGAAUGUUCAAUGCUGAAAUCGUCCCUAUCAGACAGUUGCAAUUUGAAAAUUAUACAAAGUGAAAUACAACUCAUUUCCGCAAGAUUGGCGGCGAACCCA
Molecule: messenger RNA, 1028 nt
Organism: Armigeres subalbatus
Lineage: Eukaryota; Metazoa; Arthropoda; Insecta; Diptera; Culicidae
Exons: 2
Coding region: 241-945 (234 amino acids)
Cellular component (GO): extracellular region
Molecular function (GO): chitin binding
Source: RefSeq, a predicted model, not a curated record